Messenger RNA from Lolium rigidum, 663 nucleotides. RefSeq lists its product as uncharacterized. Lineage: Eukaryota; Viridiplantae; Streptophyta; Magnoliopsida; Poales; Poaceae. The transcript has 3 exons. The record is from RefSeq and is a predicted model, not a curated record. Bases 36 to 356 code for a protein of 106 amino acids.
CACUCUCUUACCCCUCCCUCUCUCUCCUUCCCCCCAUGGCUGCCCUCGCCCAUGUGCGCCGCCUCCUCCUCCACCCCGGCGCCGGAGCUCCGGCGAGAUCCUUCUACGCACAGCCCUACCAAGCCAAGGUUGGCGUGGUGGAGUUCCUGAACGGGGUCGGGAAGGGCGUGGAGACGCACGCCGCCAAGCUGGAGGAGGCAGUGGGCGGAGAUCUCCAGAGGCUGCUCGAGACCCGCACGCUGCGGCUCAAGAAGCUCGGCGUCCCCGUCAAACAUAGAAAGUUGAUUUUGAGUUUCGCUCACAAGUACCGUCUUGGUCUCUGGAAGCCCCCAGCAGAACCCAGGAAAGCACAAUGAAGUUGGUUUGUUUCUGAAGUGUCAACAUCGAAAACUAUGUGCUGAUAUUGGGUUGAAGCAUGUCUGGGAUGUGUUCAUUUUGAUGCCACAGUCAGAAUGUUGUCUGAUACGCUGUUCUGCGGAUCCAACCAAUAACUAGCCACUCUUGAUGGUGCUCUUUUGUAGUAUUUCUCUUUGUUAAAUUUUGUCUAGAUUUUCUCCUGUUAGAGGAAAGCAUCAUCAUUUCUUUUAACAUUCCGCUACCCCUGUGUUGUACCAAAUCAUAUGCCCUUAUUGAUCAUAACAGUAGGAGUAUGGUCCUGGCAAA